AUGGCGCCACUGAUCAGAGAGCAUGGACGCGAACGUGACAUAGAAAUGUUGAAAACAUGUAUUGUUUCUGCAUCGCAUAUGCGUUGUAGUUCGCUACUACGUAAAAUGUGCACAAUACGCCGGCAACCAUUUGACUACUUUCUUGUUUUAGACUUUGAAGCGACUUGCGUUGAACGAACGAAAAUUCAACCAGUACAGCUCACGGGUAUCAUUCAGGACAUGAUCGAUAAUGAGCCAGAUUUGGAACAAACUCUCCAGACAUUCGAUGACUGGUUAAGGAAGGAGGGAGUUGGCAGUCAUAAUUUCUGUUUUGUUACGUACGGUGAUUGGGACCUAAAUACCAUGUUACCAACUCAGUGUGCCUACUUUCACAUCUCAGCACCAGCAUAUUAUAAUCAGUGGAUAAACAUUAAGCAGGCGGUUUCCGAGGUGACGGGGGUGUGGCCAAAAGGUAUGAUGAGUGCUCUACAAGUGUUGAACAUUCGGCAUGAAGGAAGACAUCACAGCGGGAUAGAUGAUUGCAAGAACCUUGCAAGGAUGUUACAGCUACUAGCACUAGAGGGCGCUGUCUUCACACCGACCUCUGACAGCCUGCGGUGACAUCCAGCGUAAUAAUAGUGACAGUGGACAAUUAUAACACAUGUUGACAGUGUGGAGGUGACAUAUGUGUUGCAGACGGCGGUGUUCAACAACAGUUCGAGUGCUAGAGCACAAUUAUAAACUUGCGGCGUCGCUAAGGUGAUUGCUGCAUCAUUUCUAAAUACGUCGGUUGAAUACACGAUUCUCGCCAGUAGCCACCGAUAGAUGGCGUGACGAGUCUACUAUAGAUGCUUCAACAGGCAUCGACUCUGCUCGGUUAGUACCAUUGCUUAAGCCUGGGACACAACAUGCGAAUUUAUUCGCACGUCCGCGGCGAUCAUAUCCGCAGCGAAAAUCGCGGCGAAAAUAUUCGCACCCGCGUGCGAUCAUUGAGCGGACACACCAUGCGAAUUUAUUCGCACGUCCGCAGCGUUCACACUACACGCGAUCUACUGGCGCCACACGUCUCCAUCAUGGCUCCAACAGUCAUGUGGGCAUGUGAUUAGCAUACUGAUCAAUGAUUCGCUGCAUUAUAACAAUCGGCCAUUAUUCGCACUAGACUGGUACCCGUCCCUUCUCAUAUCAAACAUGUUUGAUCGCUGCAAAUCGCCCGCGCUUGAGCGGACACACCAAGCGAACUUCGCUGCAAUUUUACUAUCGCUGCGGACGUGCGAAUAAAUUCUCAUGGUGUGUGACGGUGUCCCCCGCUUUACUCUAUCAUGUGUGAUGUGAGAGAAAUAGAACUCAGCCAGCUUAUAUUUGUAUCAUAGUGAAAUAAAUUAUGUAUUGUUUUUAAACGUU
This is a messenger RNA of Priapulus caudatus, 1380 nucleotides long. RefSeq names its product ERI1 exoribonuclease 3-like. Bases 1 to 600 code for a protein of 199 amino acids. The transcript is spliced from 6 exons. Gene Ontology annotation, biological process: exonucleolytic trimming to generate mature 3'-end of 5.8S rRNA from tricistronic rRNA transcript (SSU-rRNA, 5.8S rRNA, LSU-rRNA). The record is from RefSeq and is a predicted model, not a curated record. Gene Ontology annotation, molecular function: nucleic acid binding; 3'-5'-RNA exonuclease activity. Lineage: Eukaryota; Metazoa; Priapulida; Priapulimorpha; Priapulimorphida; Priapulidae.